Molecule: messenger RNA, 609 nt
Organism: Miscanthus lutarioriparius
Lineage: Eukaryota; Viridiplantae; Streptophyta; Magnoliopsida; Poales; Poaceae
Source: the annotation of a GenBank genome assembly
AUGGCCGCGGAGAGCUGCGUCCCUCGACCCCUGUUCGGCGGCGCCAUCUCCACCACCUUCCCCGCCCGCUUCCAGGACGUGAGCAACAUCCGGGAGGUCCCCGACCAUCAGGAGGUUCUCUUUGAUCCAUCCCGCGACGAGAGCCUCGUCUUCGAGCUACUUGACCUCAAGGGCGAGGUGGACGACGCCGGCAGCGCGCUCUGGUUCCUGCGAGACAUCGCCAACGAGCAAGAUGCCGGGGACAACUUGGUGGUCGAGCAUUCCGGGACACUUGAGCUAGCUGCUUUGCGGCUCGGAGAAGCCCCUGUAGUGGCUACAACAGCAGUUGGCCAGAUGUCCAUCUCAAAAGGGAGGCAGGGCAGAGAAGCACAGAACAGUGUUCGAAUUUACCUGGCAAACAUACGCCUCAAGAAUGCAGCAACCGAUGUACUUAUCAUCGCAUAUGAGCCGCUGUUCAUAAACCCCCUGAGUGAAAGUACUGUGGCAGUUGCAGCUGGUCCGGCAAUACCUGCUGAACAAGCAGGAUGCUUGCCAAUGUCUGAGAUCUUCAAACUUGCAGUGAUGAAUUUCAGUGUGCAUGAUUGGAACCUUUUCAAUGGUGGCCCUUGA